Messenger RNA from Trichophyton benhamiae CBS 112371, 1062 nucleotides. RefSeq names its product threonine aldolase, putative. The transcript has a single exon. NCBI's taxonomy places the organism in Eukaryota, Fungi, Ascomycota, Eurotiomycetes, Onygenales, Arthrodermataceae. The coding region runs from base 1 to 1062 and encodes 353 amino acids. Gene Ontology annotation, molecular function: L-allo-threonine aldolase activity. Gene Ontology annotation, biological process: glycine biosynthetic process; L-threonine catabolic process. Gene Ontology annotation, cellular component: cytosol. The record is from RefSeq and is a predicted model, not a curated record.
AUGAGUCAGCCAAAGGUCAUCAAUCUCAAGAGUGACACCCAGUCUCUGCCAACUGAGCAGAUGAAGCAGUUCAUGAUAAAAGCGGAACUAGGAGACGAACAACACAAUGGAGACCCAACUACCGCAGAGCUAUGUAAACGGGUAGCAAAGCUUCUUGGAAAAGAGGAUGCAGUGUUUCUCCCAUCAGGCACCAUGUGUAACCAAAUCGCAAUCAACGUCCACUGCCGACCAGGAGAUGAAAUCGUCUGUGAGCGAACAAGCCAUAUUGUCAACUACGAGACAGGGGGCCCCGCUGCGAACUCGGGAGUAAUGAUUCAUGCAAUCGACGGAGAGCGCGGAAUCUUUACGGCGAAGCAACUUAAGAGUGCUAUCAGAGCCCCUUCACGAUAUUUCCCUGAAAGUAGACUGCUUUGUGUUGAACAGACGGCAAACCUCGGCGGAGGAGCGAUAUGGCCUCUAUCCACGCUCCGGGACGUUGCUGCAACUGCCAAAGAAGCAGGGAUGGCAACACAUAUGGAUGGCGCCCGCCUCUUUAAUGCUGUUGCUGCUACUGGAAUUUCGGCAGCUGCAUAUGCUGAAUCUUUCGACUCGGUCUGGAUUGAUCUAAGCAAAGGGCUUGGGUGUCCGAUAGGGGCUGUUCUAUGUGGAUCUGCGGACUUCAUUCGAAAGGCGUGGCGGUUAAAGCAGAGGUUUGGAGGAGCAAUGAGGCAAUCUGGUAUCAUCGCAGCAGCGGGGCUCUAUGCUCUCGACCAUAAUAUUAAACGUCUUUCGGAGGACCACGAAAAUGCCAGGUUGUUGGCCAAAUUAUUGUCCGCUAUUCCCAGUGUCAGCAUCAAGCUGGACGAAGUGGAAACCAACCUGGUUUAUUUCGAGGUGAAUGAUGGGGAGGGACGCCCAGCAGCUGCGGAUUUUGUGGCAAAAUUGCAAUCUCUGGGGGUUAAAGGGGGGGCAAUGGGUCCGUCGACAGUUCGGUUUGCAACCUAUUUGAACGUCAGUGAGCAUGAUAUCAGAGCAGCUAUUCCUGCUAUUAAAAAAGCCAUGGCUUCGAUAACCGAACAAUAG